Messenger RNA from Micropterus salmoides (largemouth bass), 5130 nucleotides. It is a transcript of the gene scaf1, whose product is annotated as SR-related CTD-associated factor 1. The transcript is spliced from 6 exons. Bases 272 to 4402 code for a protein of 1376 amino acids. Lineage: Eukaryota; Metazoa; Chordata; Actinopteri; Centrarchiformes; Centrarchidae. The record is from RefSeq and is a predicted model, not a curated record. Gene Ontology annotation, molecular function: RNA polymerase II C-terminal domain binding.
UGUCGUCCGGUUUGAGGGGAAGGAUGGAAGAUGGCGGCGAUUGAUGGAAUGGGGCUGAGGUUGCGCGUUUAAAACGUCAAAAAGCAGUUUGUACUGUAUUUUAACGGUUGAUUUGAUGUCUUAGCAAGAGAUACCAGUAAAUGCAAGACGGAGGCGUUGAUCUGAAGCUGCAGAUUACCAGACUAAAGGGUUAUUCCUGUGUGGCGUUCCCUGUUGCUACCAUCCUCUGGGGCCCACUGUCUGACUUCUGCAUCACCAGUUUUCCUGGCCCAUGGACUUGACUCCAGCAUCAGGCUUCAAAAGGAGGCCUGCUGCCUCCUCUUCCCCAAGUGGAGUAAGAGAGAUUCCCAGGAGCCCUCCUCCCUGCUCGCCCUCCUUGUCGCUGUCAUCUCCUUCGUCUGAACCAUCCUCCCCCUUGUCUACAUCCUCCUCUGUCUGCGCCAACUCGUCAGUUCAUCAGAACCAUGUAAAAGGCCAGACCCAGGGGACAGAGGUGGCCACCGUGUCCUCCACUUCUGCCUCUUCAGCGACGCAGUCCCUCUCCACACCCACACCCUUCACCACCUCCUCGGAUUCCUUCCACACUUCAGUGCCGCCAAGUGGUGAUUGUGAAGAAGAGGGCAGGAAAAGGGAGAUGUAUGAUCCUUUCCAUCCAACUGAGGGAGUGAAGGGGGACGAGGGGGAAGGGGAGAAAUAUGACCCCUUUGACCCCACUGGUUCCCCAGCAUCAGACAGCGAUGAUGGGAGUGGCAAAGUGAGAGGGGUGAAGAGGACUGCUGAGAGAGGAGAGCAGGAGAAAGAGGAAGAACGUCCAGAUUCGACUGACACCUUGACUGAGCUGCCAAGCCCCCGUCCGGCCACCAAGCGCCCCCUGAGGAGGAGAGUGGACCGUAGCAGUACCAAAGCUGGAGAAAAGAGGGAGAGUGCUGACUCUGAUCACUCUGAGAUAGAGGAGGGGGAGAUAGUUGGGGCUGUUGACAGAGAUGGAAGCAAUAAGAGACCAGCUGGAGAGAUCCUAGCCCUGAAUUCUCCCAACGUCUCCUUCUUUGGUUCAAAGCCAGAGCGCAUCCUCCGGGUGCUGGACGGGGAUGGCUUUGUGUCAGUGUGCGCGGAGAGCAACUGGGAGACGGACAGGGAGCCUGAGGAUGAGCCUGUGGUAGGAGUGGAGGAUCUGAGAAGGAAGCUGGUCAGCAGGCGGAAGGAAAGGUAUCUCUCCUUUCCUGCUUCUUCCCCGCUCUCACCUGAGCUACCGCCUCCUCCCUCCCAUCCCCAAGCUUCAGCACCCUCUUCCCCCCUCACACCUCCUGCAGAGCAAGGCAGCAAGAACCGCAAGUCAUCCAAGAGUUCCAAGGACCGUGACCGACACAAAAGCAAGGACAGGAAGGCUGAGGAGAAGGAGGAGAAAAGAAAGAAGAGAAGAAAGGACAAAGAGGGAGGUCGGGAGAAGAGCAAAGAAGAGGAGCGAGGGCACAGGACCGGGAAGGAGAUUAAAGGAAUGAGGAGCAGCAGGAGCAGUAGCCGCAAGAGGAAGAAAAGACAUCACAGCAGCCCAGAGGCCUCCAGAUCCUGCCACACUAGACACUCCUUUUCAAGCCUAUCUGACGAAAGGCACAGAGAGAGGGAAAGAGAUAAAGAUAGAGACAGGGACAAAAUUAGAGACAGAGACAGAAUCAGAGACAGAGAGAGGGAUAGAGACAGAGGACGAGAGAGAGACAGGGAUGGGGAGAGAGAACAACAUCGCACCAGUAGCCAUAGAAGAGAUGAAAGAGAUCGAGAUUCCAGCUCUCGAAGGAGGGAGAGGGAAAGGAAGGGAAGACAACAUUCAAGCAGCAGAGAGCGGGGCUUGUCAAGUAGGUCCAAAAGAAGCGUGGAAAAGAGGGACGGUGAUGGAGACAGGCAGCGCGAGAGGGAACGGCGACGGGAAGGUCGUCCGGUUGUCCCUCCAUCUAUCCAAGACCUCAAUGGGUCUGACCUCUUUGCCAUCAAGCGAACCAUCACAGUCACCACUACCACAACCACCACCACGGUACCCGGCUCCCCAAGACUCACCCCGACCUCUCCCUGUCGGCCCACGCAGGACUCUGACAAGCCCCACAAGAGGAAGAAGAAGAGAAAAUGGCACUCAGGUGGAGAUGUGGAGGACCAGGGAAGUUGUCACAGCCAAUCACGGUCGCUCUCACCACCAAGAUAUCACAGCUACGAGUCAGACCACUAUUCAGAUAAAUUGGAGAUUGACGUGUUAUCUUUGGACGGUGAGGCUUUGGACUCAGACUACCCAUCUUUGGAGGAUACACCCCCUGCUGCCCUGCCUCCAGAACCACCUGUCCCCAGCCCUAAAACAAAAACCACCCCCAAGACUGGACGACAUCACCCGAAAAAGAAAUCUCGCACAUUAAAGAAAAUUGGCCAGUCCUCUUCCUCCUCCUCCUCUUCCAAUCGAACCAAAAGCAAAUGCCUCUCCUCACUGACGGUCACUUCAGGCUCUGCCUCCGUCUCAUCUGGCCUCCCCUCGGCAAAGCGUGCCAGGAAAAUGGGAAAGGACAAAGACCGGGAAAAGGGCAGCAGAAAGGAUUUGGGUCGCUCUGGCAAAUCCAAGAAGGAGAGCGGCAGCAGUCGGAAAGGCAAACUUCAGUCCAAAGUGUCUGUGCUGGUGCGGGAAGGCGUGAGCAGCACCACUGGGGCUUCAGUUGGCUCCGGAAAGCUGGGCAUGGACCUCCUAGGGCCAGGAGGUACAGGAGGAGGUGCUGGGGGCUCUGUGGUGGGUGGCUCUAUUGCUGUAGUUUUCUGCAGGGACAAUGAGAGCAGGUCUCCGUUCCUCAAACCGUGCUCAGAGCCGCUGUCACUGGGCAGCCGUGGUAAGGAUCUGAGUAGCAUGGGAAAGCGAAGCAGCCUGGCUGCACCGCCAUCCUCCUUAACCAGUCCCGCAGGACUGAAGUCCAAGAAAACAAAACCAAGCUCCAUCACAUCCACCUCCUCCUCCGCCUCCUCCCCCACCACAUCGUCUCUGGCAACCAAGCGCCGCCGUCGGCUGGCAAAGAAGACGAGGGAAAAAGGUGGAGCUGCAGGGUCGACGGCUGGAGACGGCAGCCAAACAAAAGCCACGUCUGAGGGCUGGGGUGGAGCCUCCUUAGAUGUUCAGUCAGCUGCGGGAGAUGGGAGCAAGUCAGUGAGUCCUCAUAGUGGCCAAGCUGGCCCUGCACCCUGUUCUUCUUCCUCCUCCUCUUCCUCUUCUUCCUCCUCCUCCACCAGUGUGCUCCCACCCUCCACCUCGCCACCCCACACGCCUCCGCCCUCUAUGGCUCCUUUGCGGGACACCCGGGAGUCUUCGCCCGACUCUCAGACAGUGGACAGCAGCUGUAAGACUCCAGACCCUUCUUUCCUAGCUGAGGACUGUCCAACUCAGACCAGCCCCACGCUUCCCGCGUCCAGUCCAUCCAGCCUGUCCCACGGAGCUGGUCUCGGCAACGCCUUGUCUACACCCACUGCCAAGCCGCCUCCACCAGAUGAUGCUCCCAAAUCUCUGGGCUCGCCUCCUUGCUCGUCUUCUUCAGCAGGCUGUGGGCUUACUUCCAUUUCUCUGCCUCUGUCUUCGUCAGACCCCUCCUCCUCUUCUGUGUCCUCCUCGUCUGCUAGUAAGCCUCCUCCCCCCCCACCAGCAGCGCCCACGCUCCCCUGGAGUCUGCAGACGGGGGUAGACUGUACCACUGGUGGAGUCCUAGCGCUGACUGCUCUGCUCUUCAAAAUGGAGGAGGCCAAUAUCGCCAGCAGAGCGAAAGCACAAGAGUUCAUUCAAGCAACCAGCCAGAUCCUCUCACAGGCCAAUCAGAGCCAGUCUCAGCAGCACGCUCCUCCCUCCUCAGCCUCCGCCUCCUCCUCCCAGAUCCCUCCCCCUCCCUCUCUCCCUCCGCCUCCUGGCCUGAGCCCAGCACAGUUCAUCCUCCACAGCUCCCUCCCAUUGGUUGGCUGCACCAAAACUCCACCCUCUCUCCUGCACCCCUCCAUAGGUGGUGGAUGUGCGCAGACCCCGCCCUCCAUCAUACCUGUGGGGCUGUCAGGAGUGACUGGGAGCUCUGGUGACACUGGAUGGGACAAUGACAGCAAAGACCCAGAUAAGUACCUGAAGAAGCUGCACACCCAGGAGCGGGCGGUGGAGGAGGUGAAGCUUGCCAUCAAACCUUACUAUCAACGCAAAGACAUCAACAAGGACGAAUACAAAGACAUCCUCAGGAAAGCUGUGCAUAAGAUCUGCCACAGCCGCACUGGGGAAAUCAACCCGGUCAAAGUCAGCAACCUGGUAAAGCUGUACGUCCAGCGCUACAAAUACUUCCGGAAACAUGGACGCAAAAUGGAUGAGGAAGAGAGGGACGACAGGGAGCCGGGAGUGCUGCAUUCCUCUGCCUGAUAGGAGACUCUUUUUUUUUUUUUUAUUUUUUUUAAUGUGCCCCCAUACCGCCUUCUGCUGGGCCAUCCACAGAUUUUUUUUUUUUUGUGUGUGUGUGUCUAAUAUUUUUCUUGUUUUCACAUCCCACCUUGUCUAUGCUUUUAUGUGAUCUUCUGGAAGUUUCUCCCGUUAUUUCUGUGAUCUCACUGUAAAUAUGUCUCACAUACAAAAUGUAUUAUGUAUACAAUGUUCAGGAAGUGGAUGCCUUCCUGCACAACUGUGUGAUCUAAUAUAGUCCAGUACACAAACCCUGCAAUAAAUACUACCUUUAUGAAGCUUAUAGUUUUUGAUGAAUGUGUCCAUUUAGCAGCUUCCCAAUGGUGGUGCUAAUUGCAGGGUUAUUUUUUCAAUAGCAUUGGAUUAGGUGUUCAUGUUCAUUUGUCUACCCCAUCCUCACGUGUAUCAUUAUCCAAGCUGAGCAACACCAAAAUGUGUUGUACAAUACUGUAAGAACACUACAUCACAUUUCCCCUCUGUCUGUGUCUUUGCAUACUGUAUGCAAGCUGCAGCUGUCAAUGAGCUGGACGGCUGAAUGAUGAUGGUUCAAAUACAUUGACACUUGACCUCUCAGUUCUCUGAUUCUGCUGUCUGUGUUUUGUGUGCAUGUGUUACUGAGGUUGAGAAAGUGGCUGAAUCUCUUUAUAAAAUGACUUGACCAACAAAAUAUAAAUGUUGCUUGAAAACCAGUA